UAUUUUGAACUUGUAAUUUGGUGUUGAUCAAUAAAUGUACCUAAUUAGUGAAAUAACAACAAUAUAAAAUUCUGAUAACAUGAUUUAGUUUACAAAUUCUGCUCUUGUGUCAUAACGAUUUUAUCCGAUAUUUUGUGCAACAUAUAAUUAUAAUGAUUUAAACUAACAUAUACUACAGUAUACGAUAAUUAUAGUAUCUGAAAAUUAAGAACAAUUACCUGUUUUUCAAUCAAGCUGUUAGGGUUCUGAAAACCAACAAGUUUAUUGAAUGAAUAGUCAAAAUGCACGAGGCAUAUGAGGUAACACAUUUGUUAAAUGCUUCUGUUCAAAUUGAGACCAUUGCAGCAUAUGAUGGAAAUUUACUCUUGGGAACUCGGCAAGGGCAUCUCUUAAUGUACUCAUUGUCUCUCAAUAAUGAUACCAAGAAAUAUGAGCUAAAAAUGUUAAGGUAUUGCAAAAAUUUUAGUAAAAAACCGAUUCAACAGAUAGAGGUCAUACCAGAAGAUAAUUUACUACUUUGCCUCACCGAUAAUAUGCUCUCGUCUUAUGAUAUUAAUGGGGUGAACUUUCCUUUGGUAAACACAUUUUCUGAUACCAAAGGUGCAUCACUGUUCGCUUUAGAUAAUAAGUCGGCAACAUUAAUGACAGGUGAAUCAAAUUCUGUUCUUCAAUUGUGUGUGGCAGUUAGAAGAAAAUUACAACUGUAUUGUGGCAAGAAGGGAGAAUUUAAGAAACAUUUAUUUGAGUUCACUGUACCUGAUGUACCAAAAGUUAUGUCUUGGGGUCAGCAGUAUUUAUGUGUUGGCUUCAAAGGAGAAUAUACAUAUUUUGAUCUGUCUUCACAUGUUUCCAAGGAACUGUUUCCUACAAGUAGUUCAAAAUCUCUUGAGCCCACAAUAGCUAAGUAUUCUGACUCGUCAUUCCUUUUGGGUCGUGACAACACCUCGGUACUUGUUGAAGAAGUUGCACAGGUCAGGCAAGAGGCACAGGCUAGACAGGAGGAACAAACUGGGCAAGAGGCACAAGGAAUUGUUAUUAAAAAAACAAUCAAAUGGACUGAUGCACCCAUUGCUGUUGUAUGGGACGAACCUUUCGUCCUGGGGCUACUGUCACAAGAUAAUGUUGUCGUGCAGACUGUGGAGCCACCGAUGUUUAUUCAAACUUUACCUGAAUUGAACAAGGCAAGACUGAUGUAUAGAUGUAAGCGGGGACUGAUCUUUGUCUCGUCUGUUGGACAAGUGUGGUGUCUGACAUCCGUCGACAUCACUAAGCAGAGGCAACAGUUGCUGAAAGACAAACAGUUCCAGAUUGCCAUCGACUUAAUGAAAUUAUCAGAAUGCUCGCCAGAAGAGAAGAAACAAACAAUACAUUCCAUUCAAAUGCUUAACGCUAUGGAGCUAUUUGAUAACAAGCAGUAUGCACAGUCUAUGAAGGAAUUCAUUAAACUGAACACAGAUCCUGUUGACGUUAUCAAACUGUUCCCUGAACUAGACUGUAAACCUGGAACCGAAAGUGACGAUAAGAAAUUGAAGGGAAAAGACCUUGAGAACGCUAUAAGUGCGUUGAUUCAGUACCUGGUUGAUACGCGGUUGGCGAUCGGCAAGGCUCUGGAGUCUCGGGAAGUCAAGGAAGAUGCUUCGAAUCAGAGGAAUGUGGUGCAGCAGCUGGAGCUGAUUGAUACUACUCUACUUAAAUGUUAUUUACAGACAAACGACGCCUAUGUAGCCCCACUACUUCGGCUAAACAACUGUCGCCUUGAAGAAGCAGAGAAGACAUUGCUACAGCACGGGAAGCAUAGCGAGCUGAUAAUACUCUACCAAACAAAGGGACAACAUACUAAAGCACUCCAGCUACUUAAAGAGCAAGCCAAACAAGCCGACUCUAGCUUGAAGGGAUACCAUAGAACUAAGAACUAUUUGCAGAAUCUGGGUGCUGAACAUAUAAAUCUGAUAUUCAAAUUCUCCGACUGGAUUUUGGAAGAGCACCCCGAAGAAGGGCUCAAGAUAUUUACCGAAGAUAUAGCCAAAGUCGAGAAUCUUCCCCGUGCGAAGGUUCUAGACUUUUUGCUGCGGGAACACGAACCAUUGGUUAUUCCGUAUUUGGAACACGUCAUUCACACUUGGAACGAUACUAAUUCGUUGUUUCACGACGCCCUUGUCACAAUGUACCGAGAGAAAAUCACGGAUAAAAAAGCCAACAUUACAGAGGAGGAACUACAGCAUAUAAAGUCGAAAUUAGUUUCGUUUCUGGAAAGGUCUUCGCAUUACACGCCAGAGAGAAUUAUUCUGCAUUUCCCUAAUGAUACCCUAUUCGAAGAGAGGGCUAUCAUUUUGGGAAAACUGGACAGACAUGAGCAGGCCUUAGCUAUUUAUGUACACAUUUUAGGAGAUGUCGAAAGAGCGAUUCGGUACUGUGACAAUGUGUGGGAGAAAUCGAAUGACAAAAGCUCAGGUGUUUACGUUAUAUUGAUGAAGAUACUUAUGAACCCGGAGCAAGCCACACCUCUGACCGGCCCGCUGGCCAAUGUCCCCAGGCACCCGAGAGCCUCUAUACCAGAUAUGGAGACGGCUCUUGCUAUACUGGAGAAACAUGGUGAUAAAAUAUCGCCCAUUAAGGCUCUGUCAGUGUUACCAGAUUCAGUGCCGCUCAGUAGGCUGAAGAGUUUCUUGGAAUGUGCUCUGGAAACCCAGCUUACUACCAAACGACGUACACAACUACUCAAGGGACUGCUGUACGCCGAACAUACACAGGUUCAAGAGAUGAAGCGAUUCCACGAGUCUCAAAGUAUUAUAAUAAACGACUACAACAUAUGUCCAGUUUGUAAGAAACGGUUCGGCAACCAGAGCGCCUUCGUCCGAUAUCCCAACGGUGACAUAGUGCACUACUCGUGUCGGAUGGACAAGUAUUGAAAACCACACAAAUUUUAUUUGAUCAAAUGUUUUCAUCAAUUUAAACUCAAUUUAAAAUUUUACCAGUGGGAGGCUCCUUUGCACUGGAUGCCGGCUAGAUUAUGGGUACCGCAACGGCGCCAAUUUUUGCCGUGAGCAUUUCUGUGUUUCGGUCUAAAGGGCGCCGUAUCUAGUGAAAUUACUGGACAAAUGAGACUUGACAUCUUAUGUUUCAAGGUGACCAGCGAAAUUAUAGUGCCGCACUCGGGUUGUUCAAGAAUCCUGAGCGCACUAUAUUGUAAUGGACAGGGCGUAUCAAUUACCAUCAGCGGAACGUCCUGCUCGUCUCGUCCCUUACUGUCAGAAAAAAAUUUCAAAUCAUUUACUGAAAGUCAUAAAGUACCAGCCAUUGGAAUAUGUUUGACUCACAUCUGAUAACAAUGGGCGCAUGAUUCUCAACGGGCUUCUUUUUUUGAAUAAAAUUUAGUUGCAAUAAAAUUAAUUAAUUAAAUCAAAUGUACGUACUCGAGGCUCAAGUGAGAUCAGUCAUUUGAUGUCAAGUGAAGCGUAAUUACCAUUUAACAAAAUACAAAUUUUUAUUGUGCCAUUUUAGACUGUAAAAAUCGUAGCCGCAAUAAAAAUCUAUCCAACGGAGGGAUUUCCUAACAUCGGUAAUCACGAUUUUCCGAUUUAAAUACAAUUCAUAUCAUAAAGCAGGAAUCAGGUGUGUGUAUUACAUAUUUUAAUAGAUUAAUGUGUGAGUUGAGUAGAGUUGACUUAAGAGCAUUACCUCACACUUAAGUCCACCUCAACGACCACUUAGUAAAAACUUUAGAUUAAGAGUUGGUCUCCGUUGCGCUCCAACUAGAUACCGCAGGCGUAGUCGCAAAGUGCAGCAACUAAUACUACGCCCAAGUGGGCAUACUCGAGCCAGUCUCGAUCAAUGUGUGACGAUGACGUGCCACGUGUUCUGUUAAACUUUGCUAAUAUUUAAUUGAAACUAAAAUGCCGGGUGCGUAUUACAUCUCUGAAAGACGCUGGGAUCACAUAUCAUCAGUAAGUAUUUUAUUAAUUUAAAUGUAAAAUAACACGUAGCGUUUAUCCUAUUAAUAUUAUAAAUGUGAAUGUUUGUAUGUCUGGAUGUAUGUUUGAACUUCUUUAACGCAAAAACUACUGAUUGGAUUUUGAUGAAACUACUAAUUAUUAAUUAUUUAAUAAUAUAGCUUACACACCAGAAUAACACAUAGGCUAUUUAUCAUUUAUAAAACUAUCGCGUGAAUUAUAUAUUGCAAAACAACGUUUUCCGGGUCAGCUAGUAAGUUAUAAAGUUUGAAAUAUGCCAACUAAGUGUUAAUAUGCCACGCACACAAGCAUCUUUACAAAUAGCAGAUACACACUUCAAAACAAAGUUGUCGUAAUAUAAAAGCUAUUGUUCUUAGGUAGUGCAGUAUCUAGUUGGAGCGCAGCGGGGACCAAUCCUAACAGAGAUAAACAAUUCCCUGCGUCAUCACAAAUGUUAUCAAAACUCAUUUUAUACUAGCAGAACUGGUCAUUUUUUUUAAUUGGAGUAAGGGACGGAUCGAAUAUUUAUCAACCUGACGAAGCGAAUUUAAAACAACUUGUUAUAUGGAAAUAACACUAUAAAUGAACCAAAGAAUGAAUGAAUGGCUUUAAGAAAAAAUAGAGGGUGAAAAAAUUUAAAAAAAAUUGUAAAGUUUUCAUUAUAUACUGAGAUUAUAUAUAGAUAUAUACAAUACGGCAAUCGGCCAUUUUGACUAAAACAUCGCGUCACUCCUCGUUGUCAUCGCUGCGUCGUUUGUAAAUUGGAUUUUCAUAUAACGAAUGUAUUUGAAGGGCACCCAAGACACGCGUGUUUUUGCAUGUAGAAAAUUUGUUUCUAGAAAAUACAUGAAUGUGCAUUACAGAUUAAUAACUGGUGAAAUAAAGUUUUCUGCAAACUAAUAGACGUGCACCGAAGUAAUUGAUAAUAUAUCCAAAAUUUGUCAUCAUGCCUCUUGUAACGGUUUAGAAGUCGACCUAAUGCGUAUUUUGUGUCGUUCAGCUUAAAAUUUAAGAGUUCGUAAUUUAGAAGUCCAGGGAAUCAUCAUGUCAAUGACUUUUAGUCGGUCUUCCACGUCGUAAUGUAGGUAUAGAAAUGUUGUUAUUAAAGGUGUUUCUAUACUUACUGUAAAGUUAAAACAUAGCCUAGUUUGUAAAUAACAGGUACAUUAUUUGGUUGUUUAUAAAUGAUGAAAUACUUUUAAAUUUCAUAUAAAUUCGCCCGUGUAUUAAGGCAACGUUUUCCUACUAAAUAUUUUAUUGUAUAUUAUAUAAAGCAUUCCUAAGUAUAUUAUAUUAUUAAAGGAAUUGUGCGCUUAAGUUAAAUGUUAUGCUAUUCUAUAUAGAAGGCUCUUGUCGUACAUUCAGAGCGGUGAUUCCCAUGGUGCGUGCUCCCUCACACUCAUGGGCCACUACUGCUUGAUAAUAUAAGUACCUAUUUAUGUCUCCGUGUGUUGGAUUAUGGCGAGAAUUAUAGCAAUGUAUUUGUAAAUUUGUAUAUUUAGCUAAAAUAAACAUUUAUUUAUAA
Leptidea sinapis is the source of this 5475-nucleotide messenger RNA. It is a transcript of the gene Vps39, whose product is annotated as vam6/Vps39-like protein. Gene Ontology annotation, cellular component: membrane; cytoplasm. The coding region runs from base 282 to 2909 and encodes 875 amino acids. Gene Ontology annotation, biological process: intracellular protein transport; endosomal vesicle fusion; autophagy. The transcript has 13 exons. The record is from RefSeq and is a predicted model, not a curated record. Lineage: Eukaryota; Metazoa; Arthropoda; Insecta; Lepidoptera; Pieridae. Gene Ontology annotation, molecular function: protein binding.